Messenger RNA from Ictalurus furcatus (blue catfish), 972 nucleotides. RefSeq names its product chemokine-like protein TAFA-4. Gene Ontology annotation, molecular function: receptor ligand activity. The record is from RefSeq and is a predicted model, not a curated record. Lineage: Eukaryota; Metazoa; Chordata; Actinopteri; Siluriformes; Ictaluridae. The transcript has 2 exons. Bases 173 to 487 code for a protein of 104 amino acids.
CCAGUAUUUAUUACAUAGUUUAUCCCUUUAACUCUUGGUAUAGGUAUUGUCAGUAAUUUGAAUAUUAGGCUGAAAUAAGAAUAUCCGUCGCAAUGCAUGCUCUGCUGGAUAACAAACAAACUGAGCACUAAGUGUUCUCUUUCUCUCCUGGUCCCCUGUUUACCACCUGUAGAUGUGUGAGAAGCUGUUUGUGAUUGCAUUGCUGCUGCUGGUGUGUGUGUGGCUGCUGUGCGCUCAGUCAGUGUCCAGCAGCAACCGAAGCUCUAGGGGGCAUCCAGGUGGAGUAAAACCUGGUGCGUGUGAGGUGGUGGCCGCCCAUCGCUGUUGCAAUAAGAAUAAGAUCGAGGAAAGAUCUCAGACAGUCAAAUGCUCAUGCCUCACUGGACAGGUGGCAGGAACAACCCACGCACGGCCGUCAUGUGUGGACGGUAUGACACAGCUCGUAACGAAAGGACAAUCAGUGCAGAACACCAGGCCAAGUCAAUGAAAACUCUGAAUAUAGUGAAAGUGUAACUUCACUGACUCACAGUCAUAAGGUCAUUAUAAAUGUCAAAGAGAAGUUUAGAAACUAUGAUUUUAAUGCUGUGAUGCAGUAAAGCCAGAUUAUUUUUCUAUUGUAUAUUCAAUUGCUGUCUUGUACUAUGAGAGUGGAUGUCCAUGAAGGGACAGUGUCAAUUUAGUAGUGGAUUAUAGUGAAAUUUACUGAACUGUUUUCUUACAAAGGAGCCGAUUUUUAACAAGGUUUUAUUGUUACUGAAAUGCUGUACAUUUUGGAUAUGGGGGAUUAUGAAUUUACAACAAGCAUUAUUGUCUGUCUUUAUAAAAUAGGUUGUUAGCUGGUUUAGGGAAUUUUCAAUUUAGGCAUCUGACACUUUCUUUCAUUCAACCACAGUGGUGUGAUUGGUGUGACCACUAUUCUCAUCACACCUUCUAUCCAGUUUGAGAUGCCUUUUGCUUUGUGACAUGGUGCAU